Messenger RNA from Juglans regia (Persian walnut), 1651 nucleotides. Its product is annotated as anthocyanidin 3-O-glucosyltransferase 5-like. Gene Ontology annotation, molecular function: UDP-glycosyltransferase activity. The record is from RefSeq and is a predicted model, not a curated record. The transcript has a single exon. NCBI's taxonomy places the organism in Eukaryota, Viridiplantae, Streptophyta, Magnoliopsida, Fagales, Juglandaceae. The coding region runs from base 80 to 1507 and encodes 475 amino acids.
UAAUUUGCAACCAAAACCAAUACAAGUAGCUGCCAAAGAUUAGUCCUUUCCUGUGUCUUUCGUCUUCUCGUCCAUUUCUAUGGAGAGCUCAAAGCCACAUGCACUUUUACUCCCUAGCCCAGGCGUUGGCCACCUUGUCCGUCACCUUGAGUUGGGCAAUCGCCUCGUUGCCUAUCAUAACUUCUAUGUUACUUUAUUUGUUGUUUUUGAAUCACAUCUCUCAGCUGGCGAAUCUCAACUCAUUCAAUCAGCCAAGGCACAGAAACUCAUAGACAUUGUUGAGUUGCCACCUGUAGACAUCUCUGGCAAAGUAGAACCUGAUGCUCAGUUCUUCACAAAACAAGCUGCCAUUACACGUGAAAUCCAACCAAGUCUUCGAUCCGCAAUCUCUAACCUGACUCUUUCUCCAACUGCACUCAUCAUCGAUCUUUUCGCAACUCCAGCUCUAGAUGUCGCUGAUGAAUUUCAUAUUUUGAAGUUCGUAUUUUACCCCUCUGCAUGGCCCCUUUCAUUGAGGUUAUAUUUGCCAAUCCUUGACAAGGAGAUACGUGGACAAUACGUUGAUCAAAAGGAACCAUUAAAGAUCCCGGGUUGCAUGUCAAUUCAACCCGAAGAUGCCGGUUCCCCAAUGUUGGACCGAACAAAGCAUGAAUAUCAUGUUUUCCUACAACGUGGGUCAGAGAUGCGUAUGAGUGAUGGGAUUUUGCUCAACACUUGGGAAGAUCUAGAUUCCAUGACGCUUAAGGCCUUGAGAGAGGAUGAAAGCUUCGGAUCGGUACCAAUAUAUGCGGUUGGACCCUUUGUUAGGCCGGUUGAACCUUCGGCUUCAAGGAGCAACUUGUUGGAUUGGCUAGAUGAGCAACCAUCGGAGUCAGUAAUUUAUAUUUCAUUUGGGAGUGUUGGAUUUCUUUCAGCCCAGCAAAUCACUGAGCUAGCUUUUGGGUUGGAGUUGAGCCAGCAAAGAUUUAUUUGGGUGCUGCGUCCACCGUCCAAAAAGAAGAAUAUGCCCGUAAAGAGGCAUGUGCUUGGGGACAAAGGCAAUGAUGCCCUAGAUUACCUGCCCGAUGGGUUCUUGACACGAACCCAGGGUUUGGGAUUGGUGGUCACACAAUGGGCACCACAAGUGGACAUCUUGAGCCAUCCGUCAACGGGAGGGUUCUUAUCUCACUGUGGCUGGAAUUCAACACUAGAGAGUAUACUAAAUGGUGUGCCAUUGUUGGCGUGGCCUCUCUAUGCAGAGCAAAGCAUGAAUGCUAUACUGCUAUCUGAGAAAUUAGGAGUGGCAGUUAGCCCCAAAGUUGCACCGACUAGAGGAGUGGUUGGAAGGGAGGAGAUUGAGAUGUUGGUGAGAAAAGUCAUGGGGGACCAAGAAGAAGGGAAGGCUUUGAGAGCUAGAGUGAUGGAACUCAAAGUUAGUGGAGAAAAGGCUUUGAUUGAGGGUGGUUCUUCAUUCAAUGCCAUGUCACAAUUUGCAAAGCAAUGUGAGAUAAAGUUGCUUCGCAAUUAAUCCCGGAAAAUCGAAGGCACCCUAAUAAAUAAAGGAGCUACUAGUCUCUCGUAUAAGCUACUAGUCUCUGUUUUUUUUCUUCCAAAAACAAAUAUGUGAGAUGGGACCUAAGCAAGAGUACUGAUAUCUUUCUGUUCUGUUCAA